Messenger RNA from Schistocerca cancellata (South American locust), 662 nucleotides. RefSeq lists its product as uncharacterized. The transcript has 3 exons. The record is from RefSeq and is a predicted model, not a curated record. NCBI's taxonomy places the organism in Eukaryota, Metazoa, Arthropoda, Insecta, Orthoptera, Acrididae. The coding region runs from base 87 to 662 and encodes 191 amino acids.
CCAGGAAGGAGAAACUGGCAGUGAUAGGCGAUAAAGUGAGCGCAGUUUUGCCCAGUGCGACAGACGAGGACUGCAAAACUCGCUUCAUGUCCCUGCGGUCGCACUUUUGUGCAGAGAUGAAAAAAGUAAGAGCUAGUGAGCACAGCAGUGCAGGGGCAAGGGACAUUUACGAGCCCACUGUGUGCUGGUUCCGUCCCUUAAAGUAUUUAAAGGGCUACGUCACACCAAGGAGAACAGUGACCAACAUCCCAAGCUGUAUGAAAACUGAGGUGACCACAGUAACGGAAGAGGCCACCGUAAACGAGGAAUGUAGUGAAGAUGACAACGGCAAUCACUCCCAAGACAUAUUUACUGUGGGAUGUACAGAGGGAUGUACACCUUUGUCAACACCUCGGGUAUCACCACAAUCGUCUCUGAGGGAACCUUAUGCUUCAGCGAGAAAGAGGCGUAGGAGGGACAGUGAGGAUGAAUUGGCCGCCUCAACAUUGUCUGUUUUAAGAGACAUUCAAGUGUCAAUUAGUGGCAGUAAUGAAGAUGAUAAAUUUGGGCAGUAUGUUGCUGCUGAAUUGAAAACAAUGAAAAAUCCAGCAAUUAAGGCUGAAGUAAAAUUGAAUGUGAUGAAAUCUAUCAUAGAUGGCAUUCGUAAAGAAAUCAGUAGCUGA